AUGGCGGCUACAAUGUCAUGUAGUUAUGAUCAGGAUUCGAAAGAAAAAGAAGAAAAUUCAGAAGAAUCAGAGUCUGUAUCAUCGAGCAACUCCUCAUCUGAAGAUGAAGAAGGGGAAGCUCUCACAGAACAAAUAGAAAAAGAUUGGUUACGAACUUUGGCAGCUUUGAAGAAUAAAGAUCCCAGGAUUUAUAACAAAGACAUCAAGUUCUACCAAAGCUCAGAUGAAGAAACUGAAAUAAAGUCAUCAGAAAAGAAAAAGAAGAAACCAGUUUAUUUACAAGAUGUCCAGAGGAAGACAUUAAUUGAAACAAAAGGAGCUCCACCUCCAGAUGAAAAAAUAAGAUACGAAGAUGAUGAAGAAGUAAAUCCUCGUAUGGGUCCUAGUUACUAUGAAGAACAGAAUGAACUCAAGAAAAAAUUCAUGGAAGCUGCUCCAUCCUCUGAUGAAGAUGAAGAUCUUUUGAUGAAAAAAGGAGGUGACAUGAAGGAAGAGGAAGGUGCUGAAGAGGAGUACCGCAUGUUCCUUAAGGGCAAGAAGAAGAAAUUAAAAAGAGAUAAAAAACUUGCACCUGAAUUGUCAAUCCUCAAAGAUUAUUGGUCAAAACCUGACUUGGAUGAUGGUGAACAAUUUCUACGUGAUUACAUCCUCAAUAAAGGUUACAAAGACAAGAACAAAGAGAAGAUUCCUUCCUAUGAAGACAUUGUUAAAGAUGAAGAAUCAUUUGAUGAAGAAGAAAAGGUUCUUUAUAAACAGGAAGACUUUGAGAGAGACUAUAACUUUAGAUUCCAAGAACCUGAUAAAAAUUUUAUUAAAAGUUAUCCAAGAAGAAUCAAGGAUUCAGUGCGACCGGAAGACAAUAAACGGGCAGAGAAAAGGAAAAAAGUCAUGGAAAGAAAAAAAAAGGAAAUGGAAAAGAAACAAGAAGAAUUGAAAAAGAUUAAAAAGAAGAAAAAGAAGGAAAUUAUGGAUAAAAUUGCUGAAUUGAAACAGAUUACUGGGAAUUCUUCUCUUGGAAUUCAAGACUUAGAUCUUGACCAGGAAUUUGAUUCUAAACAGCAUGAUGAAAUGAUGAAGAAAAUGUUUAAUGAAGAUUAUUACAAUGAAAAAGACACUGAAAAACCUGUUUUUUCUGAUGGCAAUAUGGAUGGAAUUUAUGAUGAUGAUUUUGGGGGACAGGCAGAACAUGAAAAUAAUGAUGAAAUGCCAGAAUAUAAUUACGAUGACCAAGAAGUGCUUGACAUUGAGGAUCCAAAUUUCAAUAUGGAUGCUGAUUACGAUCCCACCCAGUAUCAAAGAAAAAAGAAAGGAAGGAAUCGGAAAAGAAAAUCAAAGAAAGAAAAACCGGCAUUUUUUAAUGGAGAUGAAAUGACAUUUGAUGAAUAUUUUGAUGAGUACUACAAGCUGGAUUAUGAAGAUUUAAUAGAAGAUCAACCUUGUCGAUAUCAGUAUCGAUCAGUUGUACCAAAUGAUUUUGGUUUGACAACAGAAGAGAUUCUAAAAUCUGAUGACAAAGAUCUCAAUGUCUGGUGUCCACUUCGCAAAUUGGUGCAGUACAGAACAGAUCAGGAAGAAUUCACCGAUGAAAUGAUCUAUUAUAAAAGAGGAAAAAACAUGGAUCGAAAAAAGAGAUUUUUAUCCAGCUUUUAUAAUAAAAUGGAAAAAUCUGAGAAUGGAGCAAACUAUGAAGAUGAGCAUGAAAGCAAUUCUCAUCAGAAUUCUAAUCAAAAGAAAGGAACCUUGAAGAAGAAACAGGAGGAAGAGAAUAAGAAGAAAGUGGUUGUCAAUGAUUCUAUAGACAUGUUGAAAGAGUCUGGGACAAAGAAUGUGGCUGUUGAGUUAUCUAUAAAGAAAUUGCUUUGUCAUGCAGUGGUUAACGAAAUGAUGCAAUUGAUCUCAUGUCGUAAGAACCAGCAAAGCUUCAUUACCACAGGAAACUGCAAAAAAGCAAUCGAACAAAAGUAUGAUAAAUCCGCGAAUAUUAAUCGCAAUUCUUUAGAGAACAUUUUCCCCACCAUGAUUAUCUAA
This is a messenger RNA of Acanthosepion pharaonis, 2028 nucleotides long. Lineage: Eukaryota; Metazoa; Mollusca; Cephalopoda; Sepiida; Sepiidae. The record is from the annotation of a GenBank genome assembly.